This is a messenger RNA of Centruroides sculpturatus (bark scorpion), 560 nucleotides long. RefSeq lists its product as uncharacterized. Lineage: Eukaryota; Metazoa; Arthropoda; Arachnida; Scorpiones; Buthidae. The coding region runs from base 9 to 503 and encodes 164 amino acids. The transcript is spliced from 2 exons. The record is from RefSeq and is a predicted model, not a curated record.
CAUAACAAAUGGAAAAAAAUUCAGAUAAAGAAAAUCCCGAAAAAAAGAAGAAAAUCGAUAAGGAAGAUGAAAGUAAUGACAAGAAUCAAGAUCACACUGCUAAUUGUUUAAGCACUGUUAAUGUUAAUUAUUCGACAAAAAACGAGAAAGAAGAUGAAGAUAAAGGUAAUCGUCUUCAAAUGAUAACCGAAAUCAUCUCAUUAAUAAUCAUGUUUAUAGGAUUUUCAUUAGCUAUGAUCACACCUUGGUUUUUAUUGGCCAUCUUCACCUUUCCGGGACCAUACACGCCAUAUUUUAAGACUGCAAUUUGGACGUGUUGUUUACUCUCUUUGAUAUGCAUCAUUAUAGGCUCUUUUCUAGGAAAUGUUGUUUGGCAUUACGAUGAAUCAAAAACAAAAUGGCGUUUCUUCUUUCAUUGUGGAUCCAGUAAGACUAGACAUCAUUGGGGUGAUAGUUUUUUUAAACUGAGAAAGAAUGACGAUAUCAUUGUGGAAUAUUUAUAAAUAAUCAUGUGUUAAUAUCGAAUUUCUUAAAUAUAUGUACAAAUAUUUCAAUAAAAA